AAAGCGUGUGCGGGUCUCGACGUGCCGCGAAUCUUCGAACGCAAGCGCGUUAUGAUCUUCAGAAUUUGAAAAAGGGUUCGAGGGGCGCGCUCGCGCCUGCCGUCGUAAUUGCGAGCGCGACGUGCCUGUUCCGCCGGUGGCUUGUCAGGCACCCCAGACACAAUGGCCCUGGUGUCUGCUGAUUCCCGCAUCGCAGAACUUCUCACGGAGCUCCAUCAACUGAUCAAACAAACCCAGGAGGAGCGCUCUCGGAGUGAGCACAACUUAGUGAACAUCCAGAAGACCCAUGAGCGGAUGCAGACAGAGAACAAGAUCUCUCCCUAUUACCGGACAAAACUACGUGGGCUGUACACGACCGCCAAGGCUGACGCAGAGGCUGAGUGCAACAUCCUCCGGAAAGCUCUAGAUAAGAUAGCAGAAAUCAAGUCUCUGUUGGAAGAAAGGCGGAUUGCGGCCAAGAUCGCGGGCCUGUACAACGACUCGGAGCCCCCUCGGAAGACUAUGCGCCGGGGGGUGCUGAUGACCCUGCUGCAGCAGUCGGCCAUGACCCUGCCCCUGUGGAUCGGGAAGCCUGGUGACAAGCCCCCACCCCUCUGUGGAGCCAUUCCAGCCUCUGGGGACUACGUGGCCAAGCCCGGAGACAAGGUGGCCGCCCGGGUAAAGGCUGUGGAUGGGGAUGAGCAGUGGAUCCUGGCUGAGGUGGUCAGUUACAGCCAUGCCACCAACAAAUACGAGGUGGAUGACAUUGAUGAAGAAGGCAAAGAGAGACACACCCUGAGCCGACGGCGUAUCAUCCCGCUGCCCCAGUGGAAAGCCAACCCAGAGACGGACCCGGAGGCCUUGUUUCAGAAGGAGCAGCUUGUGCUGGCCCUGUACCCCCAGACCACCUGCUUCUACCGUGCCCUGAUCCACACGCCCCCACAGCGGCCCCAGGAUGACUAUUCAGUCCUGUUUGAAGACACCUCCUAUGCAGACGGUUACUCCCCUCCCCUCAAUGUGGCCCAGAGGUACGUGGUGGCUUGUAAGGAGCCCAAGAAGAAGUGAAGCGGGCCGGCAGAAUCCCAGUCUCCCACCACCCUCACAGAGGAAUGCAGCAGCAGAUUUCAUGGCAAAUAAAUAUUGU
Messenger RNA from Lontra canadensis (Northern American river otter), 1123 nucleotides. RefSeq names its product SAGA complex associated factor 29 (gene SGF29). Lineage: Eukaryota; Metazoa; Chordata; Mammalia; Carnivora; Mustelidae. The transcript is spliced from 10 exons. Bases 163 to 1044 code for a protein of 293 amino acids. The record is from RefSeq and is a predicted model, not a curated record. Gene Ontology annotation, cellular component: SAGA complex.